Notolabrus celidotus (New Zealand spotty) is the source of this 1519-nucleotide messenger RNA. RefSeq names its product transmembrane protein 44 (gene tmem44). The record is from RefSeq and is a predicted model, not a curated record. The transcript has 10 exons. The coding region runs from base 121 to 1464 and encodes 447 amino acids. Lineage: Eukaryota; Metazoa; Chordata; Actinopteri; Labriformes; Labridae.
CCUCACCUGUGGGCGCGUGCGCGUUCUACACUCAAUCAGCAUGUUGCAGCGCAGUGUCACAGGUGCUGCACUUAGCGUUCCUCUCGAGUAAUACAACAUGUAAACACGUCUGCUAUAAACAUGGAGGUACUAGACGUUACGAGGGGGAACUUCAACACUUUUCUAACCAACCUUGCUAACUUUUGCAUUAAUUCAGUGUCUACCUGUUUGUCCCUUGACGCUGAUAAACGAUGCAUCGCUAUCGGUCUCAGCUGUCUGUCCGCGCUACUCUUACUGCUGUCGUGUUUUCUGCUCGUGUACCAGAGGUACAUGUAUCGAAGAGAAAAUCCUGGAGGGACGUUAACAUCCUUCUACAGCUUCCUCGGUAACAUGUGCAGCACAGUUGGAGCCAUUCUGUCCAGUCAGCUUUAUAUACUGAUGUUAAUGGGUGCUUUUGCUGCUGCUGUAGAUGUUAUCCAUGUCAUUUCAUGCUGCUUUCAUUUAUUUCUGUGCUGGAACUCCCAGGCAGAAAAGAGGCAGAGGAUGAUCAAGAACAGGAGGAGGCAGCACCUCCUUGCCAUGUGUGUGCUGUUGGUGGUUGGAGGAUUUUUGAAGCCCCUUGUCGACUACCAUCCAGCACAGACUCCUCUGGGUGGGAGGAAACUGCUGCAUGUCACCCUCCAAGACAACACUGAAAUCCUCGGCUACAUACUUGGUGUGCUCUCUUUUGUCAUCUCCUGUACCUCUAGGCUUCCUGCAAUCAACAGAUCACUCCAAGGACAGAUGUUGACCUGGGUCCAUAUGUCCUCUGGGCUGCUCUCCUCAUCAGCCAGUGCUCUCUAUGCCAGCGCAAUACUCCUUUAUGACUCUCAGUUUACUUUUGUUUUAAGAGUCCUGCCAUGGCUGCUCUCAGCAAUUUGCUGUGUCCACCUGGACCUUCUUAUUAUAGUAAUCUGCUGGUGCAAGAGAGGCAGACAGCAGCUGACCACCUUGUCUCCAGAUACAGAGAGCCUUUUAGGCUGCCCUGGCCUCUUCCCUGAGGAUAACACUGACAUGAAGAAACACAGAAAACAGCGAGUUAAUUCAUCUGCACAAACAAAAAACAGAAGUGUCCAGAAGACAGCUGACAUGGGCUGUUACAUGGAUGUCAGUGUUCAAUCUGCAAGAAAAAAAUGCCUUCCAUUGGAGACACUGUCCAAAGAGGAGAUGGAGGACCAGCCUCUCCACGGCACAGUGCGAGUGAUCAGAUUCAACAGUUUCUGUUCCUCAGACACAUCGUAUGACUCUUUACUGGAGAGCUCAGAUCUAGAGUGGGAUUUUGAGGAGGCAAAUGCUCGAUGGAAUGAACCAACAGCAAAACAACAGGAGAAGGUGAAGUUCGCACUCCAAGAAUGGCUAAAACACCCCAAACCCUGUAAACCCUGCACUUAUUCCAUGUUCAGACCCUCACAGAAAACUCUGCCUGGUGAAAAUAACGAUGAGUAAUGUAAGCCACAUUUGGUGUUGUUGUUUGAAGCCAAAUAAAAAAUGUAAACAAUGA